Pseudomyrmex gracilis is the source of this 2064-nucleotide messenger RNA. It is a transcript of the gene Rpn3, whose product is annotated as probable 26S proteasome non-ATPase regulatory subunit 3. Gene Ontology annotation, molecular function: enzyme regulator activity. The record is from RefSeq and is a predicted model, not a curated record. Lineage: Eukaryota; Metazoa; Arthropoda; Insecta; Hymenoptera; Formicidae. Gene Ontology annotation, biological process: regulation of protein catabolic process; ubiquitin-dependent protein catabolic process. Gene Ontology annotation, cellular component: proteasome complex; proteasome regulatory particle, lid subcomplex. The coding region runs from base 181 to 1689 and encodes 502 amino acids. The transcript has a single exon.
AACGCACGCUGCGCACCAAUGAACGAGAACGGCCCUAACCUCCACUGAACGUUGCGUGACUAGGCACACAUGAAGUUGGGAAAUCAGAUUGUGAGACGAUACUCCGUUCUGUUAACAAAGCGCGUUGGUUAGGAAGUCGUUGUUGAGAACCGGGCAGCUCGAGAGAGAGAGAGGAUUAGGAUGGGUGUGCCGAGCGGGAGAAACGUCGAGGCGAUGGAAGUUGAUCCGGUGAAUCCGUCGGACCCGCAAACCGGCGACGGAGACGGCGCGGGCGAGCGCAAGGACACCGACAUGCAGACUUUGCACGACAUCCGCGAGCACACGCGACAGAUCGAGAAGGCGGUGCAGAACAAGGAACCGCGCUUCGUGCUGCGCGCCCUGCGCGCUCUGCCCAACACCCGUCGUCGUCUGAAUCCCGUCGUGCUGCGCGGUCUCAUCACGGCCUUUUACACGAAAUCCGCGGCUGAGCGCGACGCCCUGCUUGCCUGGGUGGAGGAGCCGAUGGACAUCGACGACAACCAGGCCAUCAUUCAGAAGUUUCGCAGCUCCUCGUCGUCGCUGUUGCCGGAGAUCGACGGUUACAUCCAUCUGCUGGUACUGAUCAGGCUCAUCGACACCAGGAAGUACAACGAGGCGGUGCAGUGCUCCGAAACGCUUGUCCAGAAGCUCGCCGCGCAGAAUCGCCGCACCAUAGACCUCGUCGCCGCCAAGUGUUACUUCUAUCACUCACGUGCGUACGAACUGACGAAUCAGCUGGACAAGAUCCGAGGCUUUCUUCAUCUCCGUUUGCGCACCGCGACGUUGCGAAACGACUUCGAGGGCCAGGCGGUGCUGAUCAAUUGUCUGCUGCGUAAUUAUUUAAAUUACAAUCUGUACGAUCAAGCGGACAAGCUGGUGCUCAAGUCCACCUUUCCGGAAUCGGCCAGCAACAACGAGUGGGCACGAUUUCUCUAUUACUACGGCAGAAUAAAAGCAGCCAGACUUGAGUACUCGGCCGCUCACAAGUUUCUGGUGCAGGCGAUGCGCAAAGCGCCGCAGACAACGGCGGUGGGAUUUCGACAGACCGUUCAGAAACUCGCGGUCACGGUUGAGCUGCUCCUGGGCGACAUUCCGGAGCGUCAGAUAUUCCGACAAGCGGCUCUACGCCGCGCGCUGGCGCCGUACUUCCAGUUGACGCAGGCGGUGCGUCUCGGCAAUCUGCAGCGUUUCGGCGAGGUCCUGGAGAACUUCGGACCGCAGUUCCGGGCGGAUCACACGUUCACGUUGAUUCUGCGGCUACGUCACAACGUCAUCAAGACCGCGAUACGCUCGAUCGGGCUCUCGUAUUCGCGCAUCUCGCCGGCGGACAUCGCGCGCAAACUGGGCCUGGACUCGAGCGUGGACGCGGAGUUCAUCGUCGCGAAGGCGAUUCGCGACGGCGUGAUCGAGGCGAUUCUGGACCCGGAGAGCGGUUUCAUGCGCAGCAAAGAGACCACGGACAUCUACUGCACCAAAGAGCCGUUGCUGGCCUUCCAUCAGAGAAUCACCUUCUGUCUCGACCUUCACAAUCAGAGUGUGAAGGCGAUGCGUUAUCCGCCCAAGUCAUACGGGAAGGACCUCGAGUCCGCGGAGGAACGACGCGAGCGUGAGCAACAGGAUCUGGAACUGGCCAAAGAGAUGGCCGAGGAGGACGACGACGGUUUUCCUUGAAUCUGAGACGAUUACGUCCGCAGACUUUAGAAGAAAAUUCGAGGAAAUGAUUGAUUCAGCAAUGUUUUCGAGAGACGUUUGCGAUGCAAGAAUACGAUUACUUACGUGUGCUUUUUUUUUUUAAUGUCAAAUGGAUUUGUAGAUACACCUGCAAAACGAUAAGGAUUAAUAAAGUUGUUGUAAUGUUUUCUAAAUAACUUUAUAUAUACAUAUGUAUAGUUGAUAAGAAUAGUGUAGUGUAAUAAAAUGUAAGAAUAUAUAUUUAAAUUGAAUCUUAAAGUUGCGAUCCACUGGCGAUAGUGGAUAAUAAUAAUAAUAAUAAUAAUAAAAUCGUAAUUCUCAUAACGUUGUUUCAUUUUCUACAUUUGUUGUCCG